Molecule: messenger RNA, 1605 nt
Organism: Kogia breviceps (pygmy sperm whale)
Lineage: Eukaryota; Metazoa; Chordata; Mammalia; Artiodactyla; Physeteridae
Source: RefSeq, a predicted model, not a curated record
UUUCAGCCUCUGCUCUGGGAAUUUAUCCUGAGCAGCCCCUAACAGGCUAUUCCUUCUCUACAACUGAGAUAUGAUCAUCUUAAUUCACUUAUUUGUCUUGCUGUGGGAAGAGGCUCACGGAUGGGGAUUCAAGAAUGGAAUUUUUCAUAACUCCAUAUGGCUUGAACAAGCAGCAGGCGUGUACCACAGAGAAGCGCGGUCUGGCAAGUACAAGCUCACCUAUGCAGAAGCGAAGGCGGUGUGUGAAUAUGAAGGUGGCCAUCUUGCCACCUACAAGCAGUUAGAGGCAGCCAGAAAAAUUGGAUUUCACAUCUGUGCUGCUGGGUGGAUGGCCAAGGGCAGAGUUGGAUACCCCAUUGUGAAGCCAGGGCCCAACUGUGGAUUUGGAAAAACUGGUAUUAUUGAUUACGGAGUCCGUCUGAACAGAAGUGAAAGAUGGGAUGCUUAUUGCUACAACCCACAUGCAAAGGAGUGUGGUGGUGUCUUCACAGAUCCAAAGCAAAUUUUUAAAACUCCAGGCUUCCCAAAUGAGUAUGAUGAUAACCAAAUCUGCUACUGGCACAUUAGACUCAAGUAUGGUCAGCGUAUUCACCUGAGUUUUUUGGACUUUGACCUUGAAGAUGACCCAGCCUGCUUGGCUGACUAUGUUGAAAUAUAUGACAGUUACGAUGAUGUCCAUGGCUUUGUGGGAAGAUACUGUGGAGAUGAGCUUCCAGAAGACAUCAUUAGUACAGGAACACAGGUAUGGGAUUCUCCUUCACAGGGUUAUGGAGUUGCUGGAUUAAGAGUGCUACACCAGUAUUUGGUUACAUGAGAAGGAGAAAAUGAUGAUAAUUCAUAAUUAGUUAAUCAAUAAGUAAAAAACGAGUGGUUUCUGCUAGCAACAGUGAUUGAGUACGUGUGCCACCAUUAGACUGAAAGGCCUAGUAGAAGAUCUGAGGCUAUUUUGACUUAUUAGUCGAGGCCUGUAAUUACUCAGUGGCACAGAGGUUUAUUUAUUUUGCUUCUUUAAGGGAUAGGUUUUAUAGGCAAUGGUGUUUUAGUGAGUUAAAAUCCAUAGAGCAUGGCCUAACAUUUUCAUGUUUGUACAAAAUAAAUAAAUAAAUAAUGCAAUUAAGCAAAAAAAAAAAAAAAAAAUCAAUCUGUAAUCUUAUGGUCUCUGCUCCCUGCCUAUAUUGGUGGAAUCUUUCAUCCAUAAGAAUUCUGGUACCAUAGCUAUCUUUUUGGUACUUUCUACAACCACAUACAGUAUACAUUCCUAUAUCUAGAUGAACUAUAAUCCAAUCAAGUAUAAGAGCUGCAGUAUAUUUUUGUCUAAAAGUAGAUCUUACUUACUACAUUUAUAGAUGUUUGGGUUAGAGAUACCCAAGACCACCCCAGGUAAAAUGACUCACUAGGACUGAGAGGACUCAGCAUAUAGUUGUAUUCAUGGCUAAGGGAUAUAGACAAUCUAGAACAAAAUCAGCAAAGGGAAAAGGCACUUAGACAUAGUCUGUGGGAAACCAUAUGUAAGCUUUCAAGGGUCCGCUCUCAAUGGAGUCAUACAGGACAUGCUUAAUUUCCCUAGUGAUGAGCUGUGACAACACGUAUGAAAUGUUGUGUGAA